Funneliformis caledonium is the source of this 220-nucleotide messenger RNA. Lineage: Eukaryota; Fungi; Glomeromycota; Glomeromycetes; Glomerales; Glomeraceae. The record is from the annotation of a GenBank genome assembly.
AUGAAUCCAACAAAUUCACAAAUUCAAAUUCCUAACUCAAAGAGCUUUUCACCUUCAUAUAAUCCUACUUAUUACGCGGUUUCUCAAGGUAACAACAAUCUCAUCGUCUCAUCUCAAUCGAAUCUUGAACAAGUAACCGAAAGUUCAACUGCAUCAAGUGAGAACAUGUGUCAUGUGGUUUCCACUCCGCCGCAGGCAGAUUCAAUGCAAUCUGCUCCAA